Messenger RNA from Fusarium redolens, 648 nucleotides. RefSeq lists its product as uncharacterized. NCBI's taxonomy places the organism in Eukaryota, Fungi, Ascomycota, Sordariomycetes, Hypocreales, Nectriaceae. The transcript has a single exon. The coding region runs from base 1 to 648 and encodes 215 amino acids. The record is from RefSeq and is a predicted model, not a curated record.
AUGACAACUGUUGCUUGUACUCAAGGAGAGGAUGUUGUUACACUGACAGUUCCAAAAGCUGCUUAUGAGACAGGCCACGAGCGCUACACACAUCCGAUAGUUCAAUAUCCUUCAGGUUGGGUCGGGGAGCAUCAGGCAGACGCUGGUGGCAAUAGUUAUCCAGGGGGACAACCUACAGCAAGCUCACAGGAUGUUUCCCAACCCGGCUCCACAAACGGCAAACCGAAAGCUCUCACUCUAGCCACAGGGUUACGAGAUGGCUCUCAUCCUAGCUACAAGACGUACCAGCCCGCGGCCCCUACUUCAGCUGCAGGAUCCAAUGAUGAUCAUCGUCAACCAGGGCAAGGAAACCCACAUCUGUCCGUUCCAGCUGAUGGCUCACCAGAGUCCAACAGCAAAACCCAGAUGAAUCCUUCUCAGCCAUCAUCUCCAAAGAGCCUGACAACAGAGACAAGCCCUGUACCCACACCUCAACUCAAUACUUCAGCAAUUCCUUCCCAACCAUCGACUCUUCACCAGGGCCAAGUUCCUUCGGAGUCUAAGGAGGCACCCCAUGCUACGUCAAUGGAUGUUUCAGAAGCUCACAGUUAUGAGCUCUCAUCGUGGAUUACGAUGAGCGCGAUAGUCGGAGUGGUUUUGCUGUUGUAA